Molecule: messenger RNA, 2276 nt
Organism: Solanum verrucosum
Lineage: Eukaryota; Viridiplantae; Streptophyta; Magnoliopsida; Solanales; Solanaceae
Product: pentatricopeptide repeat-containing protein At4g02750-like
Exons: 1
Coding region: 48-2276 (742 amino acids)
Biological process (GO): RNA modification
Molecular function (GO): protein binding; RNA binding
Source: RefSeq, a predicted model, not a curated record
AUUCGUUAUAAGGCGCAGUACAAUUCCGAAGAUAAUAAUAUAUUUGAAUGGCAAGUUUAAGUAGAGGAAGAACAAUCAUCCAGCAAAAUCUGAAGAUAACACAGUUAGGGAAAAGGGGACAAAUAGAUGAAGCCAUCAGAGUGUUCAACAGAAUCACACACCCUAAUACUGUCACCUACAAUUCUAUGAUUUCUGCAUAUGCCAAGAAUGGUAGAAUCAUCCAUGCACGCAAGCUGUUCGACAAAAUGUUGUUUAAAAAUUUAAUCUCUUGGAAUACAAUGAUUAAUGGGUAUUUGCUUAAUGGUCAAGUUGAGAAAGCAUGUGAACUGUUCGAUAAAAUGCCUCAGAGAGACCAUUUUACUUAUGCAUUGAUGAUAACUUGUUACGCGCGCAUUGGGGAGCUUGAAAAGGCUAGAGAUGUAUUUGAGUUGCUUUCUGAUAAAAGUAAUAUAGCUUGCUGGAAUGCAAUGAUUACAGGGUAUGCAAAAGCUGGAAGGUUAGAUGAUGCUAGGAAAAUGUUUGAUGGUAUGCCGGCUAAGAAUUUAGUUUCAUGGAAUUCGAUGCUUUUGGGAUAUACCCAGAAUGGGGAAAUGCAAUUUGGAUUGAAAUUUUUUGAGGAUAUUGAAGAGAAGGACGUCAUUUCUUGGAAUUUAUUAUUGGGUGGGUUUAUUGAGGUUGGGGAUUUGGAUUCUGCUAAAGAGGUUUUUGCUAAGAUUCCUAGUCCAAAUGUUGUUUCAUGGGUGACAAUGCUGAGUGGAUUUGCACGAUAUGGGAUGAUAUUGGAGGCUGAAAUGAUUUUUGACCAAAUACCGGAGAAAAAUGAGGUUGCUUGGAAUGCCAUGUUAGCUGCAUAUGUCCAGAAUGGAAAAAUUGACAUGGCUGCUUCAUUAUUUAAUAGAAUGUCUCAGAGAAGUGCCGUGGCUUAUACAACAAUGAUUGAUGGUUAUUGUCGUGCUGGAAAGCUAAAAGAAGCAAGGGAUUUGUUGGAUCAAAUGCCAUACAGAAAUGUUGGUGCACGAACAGCAAUGAUUUCAGGGUACAUCCAAAACAACAUGAUGGAUAAAGCUCGUUGGGUAUUUGAUCGAACUGCUACUCGUGAUGUUGUUUGUUGGAAUACAAUGAUUGUAGGCUAUGCUCAAUGUGGACGGAUUGAUGAAGCUUUUGGUCUGUUUGAAAAGAUGGAACCAAAGAGCAUAGUUGUUUGGAAUACAAUGAUAGCAGGUUAUGCUCAAGUGGGACAAAUGGAAAAAGCACUUGAGAUCUUUGAGAAUAUGGGGGAAAGAAAUGUAAUUUCUUGGAAUUCUCUAAUUUCAGGUUAUACCCAAAAUGGUUUUUAUGUAGAUGCACUUAAAUAUUUCAUCACGAUGACACAUGAUGGCAAGAAACCAGAUCAUUCUACGUUUGCUUCAACAUUAAGUUCCUGUUCCAAUCUUGCAGCUGAGCAUAUCGGCAAGCAACUUCAUCAAGCGGCUAUAAAAACCGGUUAUGUGAAAAAUUUAUCAGUUUGUAAUGCUUUAAUCAUUAUGUAUGCGAAGUGUGGAAAGAUCUUUGAUGCAGAAAAUAUGUUUGAAGAUGUUGACAAUGCUGAUGUUAUAUCCUGGAAUUCCUUGCUUGCUGGCUAUGCUUUAAAUGGAUAUGGGCAGGAGGCUGUCAAACUUUUUCAAGAAAUGGAAGAUAAAGAAGUCAUUCCUGAUGAAGUCACAUUUGUUAGUGUUUUAUCUGCAUGUAAGCAUGCUGGCUUGAGUGAUGCUGGUGCAAAUUUGUUUGAGCACAUGACCAGAAAGUAUUCUAUUACUCCUUCAUGUGAACGUUAUGCUUGCAUGGUUGACUUACUUGGGCGAGCAGGGAGGUUAGAAGAAGCUUUCCUUCUAAUAAAGGAUAUGAAAAAAAAUGUCACUGUAGAAAUUUGGGGUGCCCUAUUUGGGGCUUGUCGCAUGCAUAACAAUAUAAAGAUUGCUGGCUGUGCUAUUGAGAAGCUUCUUGAACUUGAACCUCAUACAUCAACAAAUCUGAUUGUCUUAUCAAACAUGUAUGCUGAGCUAGGAAGAUGGGGUGAUGUGGAGAGAGUUAGGGAAACAAUAAAAAAGAGUGGAGCAGGCAGACUACCAGGAUGCAGCUGGGUUGAGGAUAGGAAUCAGUUGCUUGUUUUUCUUUGUGGUGAUACUUCAGUGCAGUCAGUGGAGAACUUUAACAUGCUGUUCACUUUAACUGCUCAGAUGAUGGAUAUGGGUCAUAUGCCUGCGAUGACAUCAUUUUGUCUUGACUCAGACAAUUGA